Molecule: messenger RNA, 555 nt
Organism: Anthostomella pinea
Lineage: Eukaryota; Fungi; Ascomycota; Sordariomycetes; Xylariales; Xylariaceae
Source: the annotation of a GenBank genome assembly
AUGAAGCUCGCGUCUAACUGCUUCAUUCUUGAUUUCACAUUGCAGCCAAAGCACCCAGCAGAACAGCUCUUCUCAAGUAACAAUGGCUUCCGAAAAGACCAAAGCGUGAAGUUCAACGAAGCCGAAGAGCAAAAAAGGAUCCGACAGUCGACACGGUUCAAGAAAGAUUCUGAGCAUUCAUUUGCGGAAUCUAUUACCAAAGACUUGCUGGAUACCUUGUUUAAACUUGCCAACAAAGACAAGCGAACCUUCACAACCGCGCUUAAUAAGUUUAAACGCUACGCCGAGUCCAAAGGCGAACCACUCGUCGAAGAUGUGAACAUGAGCGGUGCAGACACUGCUAGUGCCGGCGGGAUCCCGAGCAGCUCUAGUAGCGAAGGGGGCCCCGUGGAGACUCCUCGCACAGCUCCCAACAGCAGCGUGCCGCCCUCGAAGGAGGGCAGCGCAACCCCAUCGACGGCACCAACAGAUACAACCACCCCGGUGGCGUCACCAGAGAAUACAACAGCCCCGGCGGCCUCAAAUGACCAGACUAAUCCGAUCAAACGGGAGGGU